AUUCCACCCUGGCUCGAUGCAAGAAAUCGUCUCCAGAGACGGGUGAGGACGGGCGUUUUAUUUCCCUUCCCGUCCUCGUCCUCGUCCUCGUCCUCGUCCUCAUCCCCGGAUGGAGCUCGGAAAAACCCUAACCCUAACCCUAACGCUGGCUCCAAGAAAUCGCCUCGAUCACCUCGUGUGAUCCCUCUCUCCUCGCCGGUCUCGUGGUUUCCUUUGAAGGAGGGGGAGGAGAAGGGGAAUGGAGAACCACAAGAAGUCCCUGCUGCGGCUCCGCCUCCGGGUGACGGCGAAGAAGCGGGGGCGGGACCCGGGGUCCUCCGGCGGCGCCUCCCGGAAGCUGCGGGAGCGGGACUGCGUGAAUUCGGUGCGGAAGCUCCAGCGCCGCGAGAUCGGCGGCCUCCCCCGGAUGGCCCGCGGCGCCUCCUCCAACGCUCCCGAGAAGUUCCGCAACAUUCAGCUGCAGGAGGAGUUUGACACUUAUGAUCAUAAUGUCAAUUGGUUUCUCAAAUUACAAUUUCUUAAGAAAAGAUCCAAAAUCAUCGAGAUUGUUGCAGCAAAGGAUGUUAUAUUUGCUCUUGCACAAUCGGGCCUCUGUGCUGCUUUUAGUCGGACAACAAACAAACGUAUUUGCUUCUUGAACAUCAGCCCAGAUGAAGUGAUUAGAAGUCUCUUUUAUAAUAAGAACAACGAUUCACUUAUCACAGUGUCAGUUUAUGCAUCGGACCACUUCAGUUCCUUGAAAUGCAGGACAACUCCAAUAGAGUACAUCAGGAGGAAUCAGUUAAAUGCUGGAUUCCCUCUUUUUGAAACGGAGUCUCUUAAGUGGCCUGGUUUUGUUGAAUUUGAUGAUGUAAAUGGCAAAGUACUAACAUAUUCGGCUCAGGAUGGCAUCUACAAGGUCUUUGACCUAAAGAACUACAACUUUUUGUACUCAAUAUCGGAUAAUAAUGUGCAGGAGAUAAAAAUCAGUCCAGGAAUCAUGCUGUUAAUAUUCCAGAGAACUCCUGGUUAUGUUCCAUUGAAGAUACUCUCAAUCGAAGAUGGAACAGUUUUAAAAUCUUUCAAUCACUUAUUGCAUCGCAAUAAGAAGGUUGACUUUAUUGAGCAGUUCAAUGAGAAGCUUUUGGUCAAGCAAGAAAAUGAGAACCUCCAGAUUCUUGAUGUGAGGAAUUCCGAGUUAACGGAAGUUAGCAGGACUGAGUUCAUGACUCCUUCAGCAUUCAUCUUUCUGUAUGAGAAUCAUCUUUUCUUGACAUUCCGAAACAGGACGGUUGCUGUAUGGAAUUUCCGUGGAGAGCUGGUCACCUCCUUUGAAGACCAUUUGCUGUGGCAUCCUGAUUGUAAUACCAAUAACAUCUACAUCACCAGUGACCAGGAUCUGAUAAUCUCCUACUGCAAAGCUGAGGAAGGGUGUGAAGAUGAUGGGGAAGUUUCUGCUGUUGGCUCCAUCAACAUGAGCAACAUCUUAACAGGAAAGUGCAUUGCCAAGAUAUGUGCAAGUGAUCCUGCACUCCAGAUCAGUCCUCGUAGGAGAGGUGACGCUGGCCGAUCUUCUAUCCGGAGCACCGUCCGGGAAGCACUUGAAGAUGUAACAGCUUUGUUCUAUGAUGAGGAUAGGAAUGAGAUCUAUACUGGCAACAAGCAAGGUUUGAUACAUGUGUGGUCUAAUUAACCCUCUGAUGAUUGGAGUGGAUCUCUGGGAUUAACUUACCUGUAUUAUAUAUAUUAUGAUUCCAGAGAUAGGCUUCAUUUCAUAUCUUGCUGUAUGUUUGCCUGGUAUAUGACUUAGGUGUUUUGCCCUGCCAAUUCAUGGUGUAUAUUUGUUAUAGUUUUUAUAGCAUAAAAUGUAUGGCAGAUAAUCUGAAUCUGAAGUGUGGUGCCGCUGCUAGUAAAAGUUUGCAUUUUUCGCCCCCUUUUGUUAUAUAAUAUUGGAUGUUUAACAUAAUGUAUUUUAAGUAGGAUAUUGAUCAAUUC
Phoenix dactylifera (date palm) is the source of this 1974-nucleotide messenger RNA. RefSeq lists its product as uncharacterized. Gene Ontology annotation, molecular function: protein binding. NCBI's taxonomy places the organism in Eukaryota, Viridiplantae, Streptophyta, Magnoliopsida, Arecales, Arecaceae. The record is from RefSeq and is a predicted model, not a curated record.